AUGAUGCCUCGCCUCUUUCGCCCUCCGCGGACUUUUGAUGCUGCCUUAACAGCUUCUACCACAUUCGAGCCCGGAUCAGGUCCAUCUCUCGACCUGACUGAGACUCUCCAGACUUCUCAGUCUCUUUCUGACGACUCAAGUCAGUCGAUCGAAACUUCGGCCACAACGGAUACGAAUACUGCGAACUCCAGUCCUACGACAGCGCCCGGGCCUGACGAUCAGCUCGUUGUCUUCCGCAUCGUUCCAGACACUGAAAACUCAAGACAUGCUUCUGCAUUCAGCCUCUCCGAUGGACGCCUUCUUGACGGGGGGAGGCCCAUCUAUUAUAACGGGGAAGACUUCAAGGAACUGCGCGGUGAACAGGCGACAGUACCCUGUGGAGCUGUCGCUACAACAUUCUCUGGUGGUGGUGGAUUUCUCCGGUUUCGCAGCCCUGACCUACCUAGUGGUGAAGCAGGCUUCUGUCAGAACCCAGGAACUGGUCUGGUAUACAUAACCUUUGCAUCCUCACCCGAAGGCUGCGUGUCAGUUAGAUUAUCUGUCGUUGGAGUCGAUGAAUGCGAAGAUGGCACCUACACAAACACGACCUGUGCAAACAAGUUCUUUCGCUUUUCUAAUACUUCAACGGCCGCCUUCCCGACUGUACCAAUUGAGACAUCUGAAGACCUUUCUUUCACAAACAUUCCUGGUGUUACAUUCACACCGUCAGACGAAGCAACGACAGAUAUUGCUUUGCCCACUGACGUGUUGUCUUCAGAAUCACAGCCUCCCACGGAUGACGCAGCAUCCAGCUUACUAGCUGCGACAACAUCGGCAAUGUCCGAUAUAGAUACUCCCACUUCGCAAUCUAGUGGCAGCAUUUCCGACACUCGUAUUACCGUCAGCAUAGAAACGACUAUCGACAGGAAAACUACCACUGAUACCGAGACUACCACCGAUACUGAGACUACCAUCAGCAUUGAGACUACCAUUAGCAGUGAGACUACCAUUACCAGCGAGAUUACCACUACUACAGCAUCUUUGGAAUCAACAAGCACGUCAGACAACACAACAGAAAUCUCUACAACAACCUCAGAAGCCGAGACUACUACUACCACCACUAGUCCACCGUCUCGUGCGUGCGAGUCCUAUCUCAUCAACCCAACCGUAUUAUUUAGCGGUGACCAAGACAGCGAAGAUGGAGUCGAGGAGCUUACUCUUCUGUUCCCAGUUGGACUAUACACCGAGUCCAGUGAAACCAUCUACGUCGGUUUCAACGGGUUGAUCAGUUUGUUUGACAACUCCAUCGCACAAUCCUCUAAUAACCCAUUUCCGGACAAUGGCCUGCCAUCAGUGGCCAUUGCGGCUUACUGGGAUAACUUGCGAAUCAAAGGGAACGCUGGCUACGAAAUCACCUACAGAGUUUACGACGAUGCUGACUAUCGCGCUGUCAAUAUCGACUGGUGUGUUGUGGAUGCGGACGAUGUCGUGACUCACUUCAUGGUCAUUCUCAGGGCUUACGAUCUUUCGAAUCCCGAAUCAGUUUUCAUGCGUUACUUCCAGUCCAAUGGAGGGAAGUCAGCCACCAUAGCUGUACAGAAUCUUGCCGAUGCCAAGUCUCAGCAAUUCUCCUACGAUAUGGAAAAUGCAGUGCCAGAUGGAUGCACUGUUCUCUUCUUCACUAUAGGAGGUGAUGAGAGAGUUGUUUAUGUGCCACCAUAA
This is a messenger RNA of Fusarium tjaetaba, 1701 nucleotides long. RefSeq lists its product as uncharacterized. The transcript has 5 exons. The record is from RefSeq and is a predicted model, not a curated record. The coding region runs from base 1 to 1701 and encodes 566 amino acids. Lineage: Eukaryota; Fungi; Ascomycota; Sordariomycetes; Hypocreales; Nectriaceae.